Molecule: messenger RNA, 3682 nt
Organism: Rhagoletis pomonella (apple maggot)
Lineage: Eukaryota; Metazoa; Arthropoda; Insecta; Diptera; Tephritidae
Exons: 2
Source: RefSeq, a predicted model, not a curated record
AUGACUUCUGAACUGCAACAAUUAAUUGUGGAGCAAAGGGCUAUGCUCACAAAUAUCGAGAAAGUUCUGCGAAACACAAAGAAGGAUAGUGCUUCAAGGAAAACGGAGGUGUAUAUACGUACGCGAUUAGAAUCAGUCGCUCAAUUACACCUUGAAUUUCGGCAGAAUCAUCGCACUCUAAUGCGUGCCAGUGACACUGAUGAAGUUAACGAAGGUUACGUAACUCCUGAAAUUGGCGAAAAAUUUGAGGAAGUAUACAUCGAUUUGGUAUCACUAUUGCGGAGUGACUUGCCCACACCAUCUACGACACCACCGGCAAUACAAGAAGAUAGUCGCAGUGUCAACUCUCUAUUCGAACGUAGCACGGAUGAGCUAAAGUUGCCUACAGUUAAAUUGCCAGUCUUCAGUGGUAAGUUCACUGACUGGCCAGCAUUCAAAGAAGUAUUCGAGGAACAUAUUCACAAAUACGCCCGCUUUAGUAAUCUUUAUCGCUUCUAUUACCUAAAGGAUUCCUUGAGCGAGGAAGCAGCUCGAGAUAUCCAACACCUAUCCAUUACAGAAGCAAAUUAUCCCGUAGCCUGGCAGAUGCUUAUCAACAUAUACGAUAACAAACGAGUGUUAUUCGUACACUACAUGGACAUGUUUGAACAACAACCUUCCGUGGCCCAUGACGACCCUGCGGCAUUAAAGCAAUUCAUACAAACUUGUCGGUCAUGCGUAAACUCAAUUGAUCAUCUUGGAGUAGAUCUCAAACAGAAUCAAAUCUUGGUAUAUCUAAUGGCUCGCAAGCUUUCGAAUAAUGCAAGGUUAGAAUGGGAAAAGUCCUUGUCUAUCACACAAAAUAUUCCAACUUUUGAGCAGUUCUGUGCAUACUUGGAUGCACAAUAUCGCACAAUGAUCACGGCAUCUACUAACGCGGCAUCAGCAUCGCAUCAACGGAUUACUUCGACCCGGGACUCUUCUACAAGAUCAAAGAGGGAAGUGAAAACUUCCUUUAGUACCGGUGCUAAGCAUAUGUGCGUUAUCUGCAAAACUGGAAACCAUCCCAUACGUGAAUGCUCGACAUUUCUCAACAUGCAAAUGGCCGAUCGCAAGUCGGCGAUAGGGAAACAUAAACUUUGUUUUAAUUGCUUAGGAUACAACCAUAUAGUCUCAAGGUGUCCAAGUCGACACCUAUGCAAUCAUUGUGGAGGGCACCAUCAUACUCUCAUACAUGUGGACCGACCUGCGACAGCCGCUAACAGUACACCAGUACAGCGCGACAGCAACACUCCACAAAUCACCAACACUUCGGCUGAUGUUACCGAGAAAUCCACAUUGACUUCGUAUGCAUCAAAUUGUGAAGUCUUACUCCCUACAGCUGUCGUAAGCGUGCAAGCAAAAGAUGGAGCGGUAUUAGAUUUCCGUGUGUUUCUAGAUCAAGGGUCGCAAGUAUCGUUCAUAACAGAGAGGGCAUCUCAAAUGCUGCGGCUGCGUCGAAAGGAGGUGCAUGUUCGCAUCAACGGUCUGGCAAACAUGAAAAUCACCGAAGCUUCGUCUUCUGUGAACUUUAAAUUUCAUUCUAAAUACAAUAUCCAAAAUUCCUUUGAGGUCAACGCAUACGUAUUGCCACAUGUUGGAUCCAGAAUGCCGGAACGUCGUUUAUUAACCGAUCAAUGGGAGCAUCUUAAGGGUUUACAACUGGCAGAUCCCACGUACUACAUUCCUCAAUCUGUCGAUCUAUUGCUCGGUAGUGACAUCUAUGAUGAACUGAUGUUGGAUGACAUUCGUCGUGGUCCAAAGGGUGCUCCUUUGGCUCAAAGUACCGCCUUGGGAUUCAUUAUUUCAGGAAAGGUCGGUGAGGGUGACCAGUCAAAGUUAACUCAGAAUAUUUCAGUUGCUUCUGAUGAAACAUUCGAGGAGUUGGAAUCAUUAUUACACAAAUUUUGGGAGCUGGAAGACAUAACCACCUCAAAACCUGUCCUUUCAGAUUCUGAGAAAUGGUGCGAGGAAUUCUUCAAAUCUUCACAUCGUCGUUUGGAUACUGGUAAAUAUCUGGUAAGAUUACCGUUAUUGUCUCAUUUAGAUCCCAAAUUAGUCGUUGGAUCUUCAUACGAGCCAGCCCUCAAAAGACUAAACCAACUACAAAGGCGGUUAUCCGCAAAUCCUAAUCUUAAAUCUGUGUACAGUUUAACGAUUCGUGAAUACCUAGAGUUGGGUCAGAUGAAAAAACUAACCAACAUUGAUUGUGCGCAAUCGCAUGCUACAAAUAGGGGUGUACCGUAUUGUUAUCUUUCACAUCAUCCGGUAAUGAAAGAAUCCUCAACCACCACGAAGGUACGUGUGGUCUUCGACGGAUCCAUGCAAACUAGCAAUGGAAAAUCUUUAAAUGAAAUACUGGCUGUGGGUCCCAAAUUACAUACAGAUUUGACGGCAAUACUAAUCAAUUGGCGGUUUCUUAAAUACGUAUUUUUAACUGAUGUGGAAAAAAUGUAUAGGUGCAUUGAUGUCGCUCCAGAAGAUGCACAUUUUCAACGCAUAUUGUGGUAUAAUGAUCUUACUGGUCAAUUGGAGCAUUAUAUGUGCACGACGGUCAUGUUCGGAACAAGAUCGGCGCCUUUUACAGCAAUUCGAACAAUGCAGCAAUUAGCAUCUGAUGAGGCAGCAACUUAUCCACUAGCUGUAAAGGUUAUUAAACAGCAAAUGUAUGUCGAUGACAUAUUGUCCGGAGCAGAGUCGAAGGAAACGGCAGUGGAGAUUCAAAAUCAGGUAAUCGGAAUGUUAAAUAGCGGUACGUUCCAAUUACGCAAAUGGGCCAGCAACUGUCCCGAGUUACUGGAAAAUAUACCUAUGGAGCAUCGCGAAUUGAAACAGUUGUCACAAUUAACCUCCGAUGAAACCAUUAAAGCCUUGGGAAUAUAUUGGAAUCCUGUCGAGGAUGAGUUUCGAUUUAAAAUAAAUUUCAAGGCGCCUACAGGUGAUCCAACAAAGAGGAAGGUGUUAUCGACCAUUGCGCGACUUUUCGACCCAAUGGGCUGGUUAGCUCCAGUGCUCAUAUCAGCAAAGAUUUUCAUGCAGCGUUUAUGGCGAGCACAUAUAGGCUGGGACCAAACUUUACCCAGUAAUCUAGCGCGUAUUUGGACUGAGUUUGUGGAUAAUCUUGAACGGAUAUCAGAUAUACGAAUUUCUCGUUUCAUUAUGUGCAACGCUGGUGCUAAUACACAGUUACACAUAUUUUGCGAUGCAUCGUCAUCGGCUUAUGGAGCAGCUGCGUAUCUUCGUACUCAGCGAGACGAAACAAAUUAUCAAGUUCAGCUACUUUUAGCCAGAUGCAAGGUUUUACCUAUGAAACCACAACUAACAAUUCCAAGAGCGGAAUUAUGUGCUGCUGUGUUAGCCGUGAAAAUAUUCAGGCGAUUUGUGCGAAAUUGUAGUGUAACUGCUUUGAUGCGUGUCUACACCCCUCUUUCCGUCAUUGACCUACAAAAAAGUUUGGUGUGCAUCCUUCGCAUAGUGCAAAGAGAAAGCUUUGCAUCCGAAUUUAAGGCAUUGUCUUCAGGCAAACCAAUACCGAAGGAUAGCAUUUUACUUUCGUUGAAUCCCUGUUUCGACGAACAGGAACGAGUCAUCCGACUUGGCGGUCGGCUUAGCCAUGCUCUGCUUUCACCCAAUGAACGUCAUCCGUACCUCCUACCAUCCAAGG